Trypanosoma rangeli is the source of this 849-nucleotide messenger RNA. Its product is annotated as 1,2-Dihydroxy-3-keto-5-methylthiopentene dioxygenase. Lineage: Eukaryota; Euglenozoa; Kinetoplastea; Trypanosomatida; Trypanosomatidae. The transcript has a single exon. The record is from RefSeq and is a predicted model, not a curated record. Gene Ontology annotation, molecular function: acireductone dioxygenase [iron(II)-requiring] activity. Gene Ontology annotation, biological process: L-methionine metabolic process. Bases 1 to 849 code for a protein of 282 amino acids.
AUGGACCCUCUACAACCUAUGACGGAGGCCCAGCGGCUCCAAGAGGAGCAGGAGAUACGUGAGCGUGACAGGAAACGCCAUUUGGAGAAGGAGGAACGUGAACGACGCAUGGCUCAGGAAAGGGAGGCAGCAGAGCGUAAGCAGCGGGAGGAGGCUGAACGCCUUCUUGAGGAGCAAAGGCGACGUAUCAAGCAGGAGGAGGAGUGGCACAAGCUUGGGUCAGAUAUCAUACAGAGUCUUCCUCCUGUGCCACCCUCCGUUGUCACCGACGGUAUGGUGCAAGCAUGGUACCUGGACGAGGAAACAUCAAAGCCAACACUUUGUACCGCAAGCCUGAAAAAGGGAAAGAAACGUGGCACUUCGCUCGUGACGCUGCAACAACUAAAGGAGCUUGGUGUUAUUUACUACAAUGUCAACUUGAAUGAUCUUUCUAUUGUAAGACAAUUGGUGAAGGAGCGCCUUUAUAAGCAUACAGAUGAGGUACAUAUUUCACAGACGUGUAAAGAUGAUACGUUUUUGGAGCGUUGGUUCCAGGAACACUUCAACGAAGAUGAACAGAUCCGCAUCGUGAUUGACGGAUCUUGUUAUUUUGAUGCACGCUCCAAGCAGGACAAGUGGAUUCGUAUUCAUGCCAAAGUGGGUGACUUGUUUAUUUUUGCACCUGGUUUGUAUCACCGUGGAACACUGGACGAGGACGACUAUGUUGCACUAUACCGUCUCUUCCGUGAUUCCUCACGCUUUGCCCCAUUUUUUCGUUCCGAUGCAAGGGCGGAGUCGCAAAAGGUGCGCCUGAAUUAUUUAAUGUCACUGAAGAAGGGCAACGUUGCAGCAGAGCUUGGAUUCCGCUGA